This is a messenger RNA of Vanessa tameamea, 7639 nucleotides long. It is a transcript of the gene Eip93F, whose product is annotated as Ecdysone-induced protein 93F. The record is from RefSeq and is a predicted model, not a curated record. Lineage: Eukaryota; Metazoa; Arthropoda; Insecta; Lepidoptera; Nymphalidae. Gene Ontology annotation, biological process: regulation of transcription by RNA polymerase II. Gene Ontology annotation, molecular function: DNA binding. The transcript has 7 exons. Gene Ontology annotation, cellular component: nucleus. Bases 897 to 3119 code for a protein of 740 amino acids.
CUACUGCAGUUGUGUGCGGCGUACGUGUGUCAUGCACCGCGCGCUACCAAAACACGCACGUCAUAAACAACCCAAUUUAAGAAAAAAAAAAAAACAAUAAAUGUCACUUUUCAAAAUAAAUUCCCGCGCGAACUAGCAUGUUGAAAAGAGACGGCCGUAUCUCCACGCGACCGCUAUUUCGGUGACGUCGCCGGUGCAUAGUGAAAUAAAAUAAUGAAAAGUAUUCAGUAAUUUCGUUGUGUUUACGCGCGUUGCUAGUUUGUUUGGCUCGGUAUCGCUUUUUUCUCGGCGCUGCACCCGUGGCGCCCUCUGCCGUCCCGUACACCUAGCACACAUGGUUGUAAUUCAUGGAGCUGUCAAAACAAUAACCUCGAUCGGCCCGUGGGAGGAAAACGCGAUGUGCCGAAGUUUUCGGCGCGAUGAAACCGUCGUGGGACCGCGAGCUGGAAAAUUGAAGUAGCGGUGUAAUUUUUUUCGAAACUUAACCUACGACAAACUUCAGUUGCGCGCGAGCUGUCCCCGCACGCGCCUCGCGCUGCAUCCGCAACGAAAAACUACGAAAAACCGCCGAAUGGACCCCGAAGCGGAUCCGAAUCCCGCCGAAAUCGCUUUCCGAACUUUGUGUCGACCUGAACUUUUAAAUUUCGAACGCGAAAAAACCGCGUUCGAAUCUCGCGAGUGAAACUUUUUUGCUCAACUCUGUGAUGUAGACCAACACAGCACACAUAGUGCCUUACGUACAAACUAAUAGAUUAAAUUGUGAUGUCAUAGUGCAAAAUUAAUUAGAAACUAGUUUAAAGUGUAAGUGAACUAUAUUUUUGGAGCAACAUUGCUGAUUAUUUUAAAGUGCUUAUGGACUACUGCAUACACUGUAUAAGGGUUGUCGCACGUGUGCAAUGGCGGAGUGCUCAUUCGCGCGCUGUCAGCAGGAACGCAGAGCUAUACGGAAGGAGUUGCAGCGUUGGACGAAAAAUAUGGUCUAUAUAUUAGGUCUAGAACGGGUGGCAGAGGAGUUGAUGGGUCGCAGAAAAUGGAAACUAUAUCAAGACGGAUUAAUACCAAAGCGCAUAGAGGGCGAACAGUCGAGCGACGAAGACUCCAUCGCUGCCUCCGACCCCCCUCCCGCGCUGAAGAUCAAGACGAUCGAGCAGAUCAACGCCCCGGAGAGACCGGAGAAGUUGGACAAACAGGAGGGAGAGGAGAAACCCCGGCGGCCGGAGACGAUACUGGAGAGUUUGAUAAAGAGGCCCGCCACGCAACCAAAAGUGGAGGUCCAAGAGGAACCAGCAGACUGGAAGCCGGCGGAGAGGUGCUACUUCUGCGUGGACGGGGAGAGGGGUGAGGCGGAAGGGAGGGCAGCGGGCGGCGCGACGAGUCCCGCGUCAGAAUCAGACAGCAGUUCUGUGUCGGGGGCGAAGAGUCCAGCUGGACCACCGCUGCUCCAUCACCUUCUGCAACUACAGAACCAGAAUCCCCAAGCGAUCGCACAGCAGGCGUACACGGAGAUGUGUGUGCAGUUCCAGCAGAUGAUAGCGGCUCUGACGGCGCUGGGGACGGGGCUGAUACCGCCGGCGCUGUCGCAGGCCUGGAUGAUGCAGCGGUUGGCGACGGCAAGACCGCAGACUGAGAGCAGGCUAUCAGAAAGCGACAAGGUAGCAGCCCCCAGCUCGUCCCCUACCGUCGCGGAACAGCCCCUGGAUCUGAGCGCCAAGUCUACGUCCAGCACCAGCGGUACGCCGCCUCCCGACGCCAAGAAUCUGGAUAACGCCAGAUUAAAACGCGCAGUCCUCGAAGGAACCAGUAAUAGCACUACGAGACGAGCGUACACGGAAGAUGAGUUGCAAUCAGCUCUGCGGGAUAUCCAAUCCGGCCGGCUGGGCACCCGCCGAGCCGCUGUCGUCUACGGUAUCCCGCGCUCCACGCUCCGCAACAAGGUCAACAAGUUCGGGCUCAUGUCCGAUACCGGCCAGGAGUCCGACCCGGACAGCGAGCCCGAUAAACCGGAGUCGCCCCCGUCCGUUAUCCUCAAGAUACCGACAUUCCCGCCCCCUGACGAGAAGAGCCCCUCACCGGCAACGCCCGUCACAACGCCGGUCACGCCUAUCACGCCGAUCCUACCGCCGCAGCCGCCGCUCAAUGCAACCUCGCUCUUACUUCCACCAUCGGUCUACGCAGACGCACCCUCCAGUCAGCAUCUCUUUACGUCGCUGAGUGACGUAAUAGCGAAAAGUAUCAGCCAAAAGUUCCAGCAACCUCUCGAUAGACCGCCGCAGGCCUCGGACCUGCAAUUCAUGCGAGCGCCCGACAGGCACGUGUCUGUGAUAAAAACUCCACCCGAUAACCAGAGGAACUACGCGAUGCCAAGUAAUUCCAAGGCGACGCCCAACAACAAUGGGCAGCCCGCGACCGGCGGAAAGGGUACGAGACCCAAACGAGGAAAGUACCGAAACUACGACAGAGACAGUUUGGUGGAGGCCGUGAAAGCGGUGCAGCGAGGCGAGAUGUCGGUACACCGCGCCGGCUCCUACUACGGCGUACCUCACUCCACACUGGAGUACAAGGUGAAGGAGCGGCAUCUCAUGCGACCCAGAAAGAGGGAGCCGAAGCCGCAGCAGGACGUAAAACCGCAGCCACCGAAGCCUCCCCCGAAGCCCCCGACGAAGCCCUUCACGAACGGCCUCAACGGCCCCGAGAGCGGCGGCUACCCGGCCGGGUACCCGUUCUGGCCGGGUGCCGGGUUCGCGCCGCCACCGACGCCCGACCUGUACGCGUCGCACAUGAUGCGACGCCUGCGCGAGGAAGCCCCGCCGCCGGCCAACGGCUCGUUCCUCGAGGGCAUCAUCCGCUCGAGCCUCGAGCGGCCCGGCGCGGCGCUGCUGCAGCGACUGAGCGGCGCGCCCGCGUCCCCGCCGGGCGCGGGCGCGCUGCGGCGGCGCGGCGAGCCCGGCGACGAGCCGGCCGCGCGCCGCCCGCGCCUCGACUCGGACCACCAGCUGGCGGCCGACAUGCGCGAGGCGGUGCAGCGGCUGCGCGCCGACAAGCUGCGGCCGCGCAACGGCACGCCCACGCCGCCGCCCGCGGCGUCGCCGGCGGGGGCGGGCGCGGGGGAGCGCGCCUAGCCUCCGCCGCCCGCUUGUGAUACUGUGCAGUACAUUCCGCGGCGCCGCUCCCCGCGCGCCCGCCGCCCCUCCCCGGGCUCGUGCAUUUACGCGCCCCCGCGAGUAGUCCUCGGUUCCGCUUCCCCGAACGUUCACCGUGACACGAUGUAUCACCAAAUAUCACAAUAGUUACCUAAAGUCACAACCAAUUCAAUAUAACACAGCUUUACUAAUGCAAUAUCACAAUUAAAUAGUGUUUAGACGCCCGUGAUAAGUAGACCGUUCGCAUUCUGUACUCCUUGGGGAUUCAGGGUUAUUCUGGAUUUGUUUCGCCUCCUCGAAUCGUAGUUAUAUUAUUUUGCGCGACUACUCGACUACCCCACGACGAACACGUAGAUGAACGACGUCUCGUUCGACGAAUGUUUGUUUCAUUUCCUCGGGUUAGAAUAACGUCCGGACUCUUAUAAUUUCAUGGUAACGCUGAAUCCACUCCACCACCAGGUUGUCCAAAAUUAAUUUCCUGAAUCCGGAAGCCUCACGUUUUGACCUUGUUUUAAGUAAAAGACAACCAAAAGUUAAUGUUAUGAAAUCAACUAUUUAAAUAUUUUUAAGUAAAUAAAAAACAAUGUAACAAAUUAAUUAUAAAGCUAGCUAUGAGUGUAAAUGUUAUCGAUUUUUAAGUGAAUAAACGCAGAUUUUGUGCGGUGUUUUUAUAAUUAGAUAGGUAAUAUAUUGAAUGAAAUUAUUAGCUAUGGCGGGGUCGGUCACACCAUCUCUUUCUGUCGCGUGGGCUAGAUAUGUGAGAGAUAGGGACAGGCGUAUUUCCGUGGCUUCACGAAGCCUAAAUCGGACUUGUGCAAUUAUUAUUUUGUAAAAAAUAGUAAUUUAAUGUGUGUGUGUGCUGACACGUGGAUUUCCAUAUUACUAAAUGUGAUAUUUAGGUAUUACGAGUGCGGUUUGCGUGACGUGGUGUUUACACCGACGUACAUACAUCUAGUGAACUUAUAUAUUUUAUGUACUAUUAUUGUAUCUUAAGAAAAUAUAUUCUUAUUUUUCAUGGUCCAAGUUUUAAAUGUUUUAUCGACUAUACAAAAAUAUGGAUAAUCAAUAUUAUAUUCUCGUCAACUUUAAAAAUUAUUAGCCCAAAAAAAAAUUCCUCAAAAAAUAUUGACAUCUUCACAUUUGUGACAUUUUUUGGUGUUCAAUCGAAGUAUAUUACGGAGGUACGAAGGUAAAUAAUGUAUACGCUCUCACAGAAUAAAUUUAGGUAAAAUAUUUGGAUAUAAAAAUUAUCAUACGAUUACUUAGUAAGUUACGUGUAAAUGUGCGCCUCAUGAAAAUUUAAGAAGUCUUUGUAUUGUGUAUGUAAUUAAAAUAUACAUAUAUUAUAUACAAGUUAAAGAAAUAAAUAUUGUCGUACAUUUUUCUUCGGAGACCACGAAUGAUGUGAAAAUAGAAACACUAUAGAGUCUGACUUCGACAUUUCGACGUUAAUAUCAUAAUUUCAAGAGGACCCGAAAAUUGUAAUUUAUUAAAAAAAAAAUAAUAAAAAUGUUUAUAUAAUCUGUAAGUAUCGAAAUUCUCAUACAUAUCCAGAGCCGAGAUGUCGAACACUUACUCUACGAAAAUUAAUAAGAAAAAAAAAACAAAAAUUUUUAUAUUCGAAAUUUAAACUAGUCGAUAGCAUGUUUUCACCUUCAUUUCGUUUUCUCUGUGUAUAAUUUUUGAUGUCUUUUUAGCGUUUAAUCCUCAAAAAUCUAUAAUAACUGUUAUAUGCAUUUAUAUUGGUAAAAGACUUGUAAGGAGAAUAUAAAUAAAAGACAUAAGAUUGUCGCGUCGGCGAGGGCCCAGCAGACCGCAUUUCAUGUUUCCAAAUUCAAAUUUUUUAAAUAAUCGAACAACUUUUUUUAAUACGUACACAAAUCUGUGUGUUAUGGCUGACGUUUGUUGAUAGCUUAAAAAAAGUUAUUUUGUGUAAGUUUGUACAGAAAUAAUAGGAUGGGACAAUUUGCAAAGAUAAUUUAGAUGUUAAUAAAACAUUCCGUUUAGAAUGUUACUAGAUUUUUUUUUUUUUAAAUAAUAAUAUAAAUAUUUUUCACAUCGGGAACAAAUCAUUAUGUUGUUUAAUCUUAUUUUGUAACGUUAGUUAAUUUUUAAGUGGCUUUAUUUUUAAAAUAACCCUAUAUAUGAUUAUAAUAUUAUAUUGAGAUGUUAAACAUGUCAUUGUUUUGUGCGAAGUGUUUGGGGUUCGAUUCCCGGUUUAAAAGAGAGUUGCGACUGAUAUGUAGUAGAAAAAUGCCGAGUGGACGCGCUCGGUCGGUCUGUACAAAUUGUAUACGCCACUUUAACAUUUUAAUGUUAUGAACAGUGAUCUCCGCAAAUAUUCAGCUUUUCUACACGAGACAAUUAACGAAUACACGCCAUUUUUAACUUGCAGAGGAAUUUUUGUAUAAUUUAAAUUAAAAAAAAAUAAACAGAUCAUGCCUUUGCCUUCAGACUUUUUUUCCACUGGCAACUCAACUGGUCUUGAGUGUUGCCAUAAUAAUAAAUUAAUCGCUUUUCGAUGAGAUCACUGGUUUAUUAGUGAAUCGUUUUUAUUGUAUAUUGUUCAAUCAUUUUUUCCACAUAGUUUUAAGAAUUUUAGUUAAUAACGUAGUGUAAUUUUGAAUUAAUAGGUAGACGGUAGUAAUUCUUUAAUAUUUUGUUAAUUUUUUUUCGUAUUUGUAAUGAAUUUCUUAAGGGUUAGGUUAAACUUGAACGGUCCUCGACUGCUCUAGGAACAAAAAGACAAUGAAGGGAAAUUGCAUUUUUUUUUAAAUAAAAAAAAAAACAUUCUUUAGGAUUCCGCGAGACGACGUGAUCUAGAGUGCAAUCUAAUCUUAACACGCGUUUCUGAACGAAAGCGUCGCUCAAUAUCGCUUAUGUUCGCUAAUCAAGUGCGAAUAUCUUUAUCAUAACAAUAUAAUAGAGACUGCACAAUCCGUAAUAAUAAAUAAAUAGAAAAAACAAAUACAUAAUAACUAAUAAAAUGCCUGUUGCUAUCAGAAUCUAAGAAUCGCCUUAUUUUUUUUCACAUUUAACGGAUUUUGUAGUCGAAAUAUUCAUAUGGUCGUUAUAUACCUUAAAAGACAUUGCCAGCUCCUAUUUCUAAGCAUUCGUAAACACAUGUUGUUCGUUUGUGUGACUGUAUCUUUGUAUAUAACCGUUUUCCAACUGCAGGCAAAGUGACACGGCACGUGUAACACGCCGCGUAAACUGUGACACGGCGUGGCACCGUGUCCCUUGUGCCUCCGGUCGUAGAGCGGAGGAUGAUCUUAAUGUAAGCUUCACCUAAUUGUUUUCCUUCUAUAUCUAUAUGUAUGUCUAGAAGAUUAAUUUUAAACGAAAAAAAAAUAAUUAUUGUACUUUUUUAACAAUAAUUCCUUAUUACAUUAGAAUUACGGAACGGACGGGAGAUUUUGUUUUAAACAAAGCUAGAAGCAGUUCUCGGACGUGGAUUGCCACGUUAAAAAAUAUGUACAACACAAAGCAUUUAAUUUUAGACAUAUUAAAUAUAAUGUUAUCUUUAUUGAAAAUGAUAGUGUUAUUCGAAAUAUUUUCAUGGUGUAUUUAUUUGUGAAAGAUUAACGCUUACGAAAUUCACAUCACAUACUGGGGAACAUUGCUUUUAUGAAUGUUGUCAGCGUAAAAAUGAAAUAUUUUUUAUUUGUGAUCGGAUAAGAAAAUUAUAAUGAUUUAGGUAAUGGACCAAUGUAUAAGAUAGACACUGUUAUUUCCUAAAUAAUCAAUUGAACAGCUCAUGUUUUUUUUUUGAUAUUAUAUUAACUGAAAGGAGCUAACGAGAUCAAAUUAUAAUAUUGUUAUUUAAUUAUUGAGUACAAGUUUAAUGGAAUAUUUUUUUUUCAAUAUACAUUACUCGCCUCUUUAAUUUUUUUUUUUUUUGUUAUUUUGUUCCUUUAGUUUUUAUUGAUAUUGUUUAGUUUACAGAUUGAUGGAUUCGUUAAUUUAAGCGACUCAAUAAUUAUUUUUUUUAUUAUAGACGUAUAUUAUUCACUUCCUCAGUAGUAAAGUGAUGUUUUUACACUAUUUCUACAUUGACUCACACCUGUUGCGGAAAAUUGAAAAAAAAAAAGUAAAGUUUGGCGGUAAAAGUGAUUGGCACAACACUAUUGUAUUGAAUCUAGUCAAAUUUUUAGAUGAGAAAAAAAUAAUUGGAAAGCUAAGCUUACGGCGAUUCGACUGACAUUUUUGUAAAAAAGAUUUAACGUCCAAAAAACGUCGCUUGGCGACAUAAAAAGUUGAUUUGAAAUUGUGGAAUUGUACACGUGUAUGUUUGUAACUGUUUCUUACGUAUAACUAAUAUAAUGUUACGUAGCAUCAUUUGAAGUGGAAAUUUUUUUUUUUCAUAUUAUGUAAUGACCUUUUAUCUAUAAGAUCUUUAUAUCUUACGUUAUCUUAAUGAAGUGGCUGAUUAGGCAGGUGUAAGAAUAUGCAAGGGUAUUUAAAACCUGUAUACAAUAAAUUUCUUUCAUUUGUUGAAA